This is a messenger RNA of Gongylonema pulchrum, 138 nucleotides long. The record is from the annotation of a GenBank genome assembly. NCBI's taxonomy places the organism in Eukaryota, Metazoa, Nematoda, Chromadorea, Rhabditida, Gongylonematidae.
AUGCUAAAUUUAGCGCGGCUUGAUCCGCAUACAUUCAAUCUCGAUCUCUAUCUACCGCUUGUCGAUCUCUGUGAUAUUGAAAAUGCGAAGCGUGCUCUGCAAUUCACAUGCUUAUUACGAAAACUUGAUGGCUUCUGA